Messenger RNA from Chironomus riparius, 555 nucleotides. The record is from the annotation of a GenBank genome assembly. Lineage: Eukaryota; Metazoa; Arthropoda; Insecta; Diptera; Chironomidae.
CGGAACAUAGUGCGAGUACCAAAAAAAAUACAAUUUUAUUUCUUUUAACUAUUUUAUUAAUUAAUUUAACUUUCUGAUUGAUUAAAAUGUGCGAUAUUGGUCCAGAAGUGAAGGAGGAAUUGCGAAAAUUUCGAUUCGCAAAAAAUAAUGAAAGUUCAGCGUUGAUUUUAAAAGUAGACAGAGAGAAGCAGGAAAUCGUGAUUGAUGAGUAUAUGGAGUCUGUUACGGUCGAAGAGUUACAGGAACAACUCCCGUCGCAUCAACCUCGAUUUAUUGUGUACGCAUACAAGAUGAUUCAUGACGAUCGUGUAUCGUAUCCAUUAUGUUUUAUAUUCUAUACGCCUCUUGAUAGUCAAAUGGAACUACAAAUGCUAUAUGCUCGAAGCAAAUUGCCACUUCAAAAGCAAGCGGAUCUAACACGAUCGUACGAAAUCAGGGAAAUUGAGGAUUUUACUGAAGAAUGGCUGAUCGGAAAGCUAUCAAAAUAAGUUAAUAAGAGGCCAAAUAAUGCUAAUUAUUGCUCAAGCUCUUGCCAUGAAUUGAUUUUGCUCGUCC